AGGGUUUGAUUCGGGGCUUCAAUCUUUAGAGAGGGAAUACAGAGAGAGAGAGAGAGGGAGAUUUAAUUUGAGACUCCAGUUUUGAGAGAGAGAGAGUGUGUGAGCGAGAUGUUUCAAAGUCAGUUCGAUGGCGCUUCACUCUUUUCAGGAGGCGGCUUCAUGCCGCCAUCGGAUUCUACUCAAUCCUCUGAACCUUCUCCCUCUUCAUCCAGGAAUCGUGGUAAUAGCACCUUGAUUCCCAUGACGGUGAAGCAGAUAAGCCAAGUAUUAUCAGAUGAUAAUUCUAGCGCUGGCGUUGAAGCUCUGGAAUCAAACAAUGUUAGGUUGGUUGGAAUGGUGGCUAAUAAAGUGGAAAGGGUCACAGAUGUGCAAUUCAUCCUCGAUGAUGGUACUGGAAGAAUUGAUGUACAUAGAUGGGUCAAUGAUGCUACAGAUAGUAAUGAGAUGGCCAUAGUGAAGAAUGGAAUAUAUGUUCGUGUCAUUGGUCACUUGAAAAGUUUUCAGGGUAAAAAGCAUGCUACAGCUUUCUCUGUUAGGCCUAUUACGGACUUCAAUGAAAUUACGUGCCACUUCUUGGAAUGCAUAUAUGUACAUCUAAGCAACACUAAGCAGAUGGGUGGGUCUCCUCAGCCUCAAAAAAGUUCAGUGACCACAGCUCUUGGGAAUGGACCCAUGGGAAAUAGCACUCCUGCUAAGCAUAUCCAAUUUACUGGACAUCCGGCCCUAGUUGGAUCUGAAGACGAUAUCAACACCAGGGUUAAGAAGGUCUUCAUGGAACCUGAUGCCCUUAAAAAUGAUGAGGGGUUGCAUGUGGAUGAAGUUGCACAAAGACUGCCUGGAAUAUCUAAGCAAAGAAUCAUGAAGGCCAUUGACUUCUUGGUUGGUGAAGGAGAAAUCUACUCCACCAUCAAUGAUUAUUACUACAAGGCUGCUGCCACUAUGUGAUGUACAGUGCAGAUAGGGUAUUGGGAAAGUGCAAGGAAUAGGAAAUGUUGUCUAAAUGGAAGUUGGUUGAAGUAGUUGCUGUUUUUAAGCCUAGAUAGAAAGUUUUAAGCAUUUCUAAGAUACUCUCUCUCUCUGCUGUGCUUGGAUUAAUGAAAACAUACAACUUGACCCAAGUCUUAUUAAACUCAACCCAUUUGGUUCCUCAUCAAAUCCUUGAUUCCGAAGAAAAAAGAUAAAGAGUUCAAAAUUUUCUGAUUGAAUUAGCAGUAUGAUAAUUAGAUAAAAGCAAUUGAUGUCUACCGAACAAUGAGAAAGGAAAUGUAAUGGAUAUCAUAGGGAAAUUAGAAAGCAA
Amborella trichopoda is the source of this 1297-nucleotide messenger RNA. RefSeq names its product replication protein A 32 kDa subunit A. Gene Ontology annotation, cellular component: DNA replication factor A complex; chromosome, telomeric region; nucleus. Gene Ontology annotation, biological process: nucleotide-excision repair; DNA replication; double-strand break repair via homologous recombination. Lineage: Eukaryota; Viridiplantae; Streptophyta; Magnoliopsida; Amborellales; Amborellaceae. The record is from RefSeq and is a predicted model, not a curated record. Gene Ontology annotation, molecular function: single-stranded DNA binding.